Dentiscutata erythropus is the source of this 412-nucleotide messenger RNA. The record is from the annotation of a GenBank genome assembly. NCBI's taxonomy places the organism in Eukaryota, Fungi, Glomeromycota, Glomeromycetes, Diversisporales, Gigasporaceae.
UGAUAUCGAAUCUGAAUCAUCUAAUAAAGAACAUUCUUUAAUAAAUUCUGAUACUUGGAUCGAUGAUUACAGAAAACGGCUUCUAACACCAGCAGAUAUGCAUCUGAAAAAAAAGAAAACUACUCAUACAAGCGUUUAUGUUAAACGAAUUGAUAAUAAAAAAUUAUUUCCUCCAACAGUUUUACCAGAUAAAGAUAAUGAAAUAAAUAAAUUGAUCAAACUAUCUAUUCCUGAUGAAUAUAGCACAGAAAUAUCACAUUGGAGAAAGGCUUUCAAUUUGGUUGUGCUUGUAAUAGAAAGUAAAGAUAUUUGUCUUGAAGAUUUUUUUGAAGAAAUAAGAGAUUUGAAUUUUACAUUUAAUUAUCUUCAAGAAGUUGAUCCAGUGGAUUUUAAGACUUUACUUGAAAAAAUA